Messenger RNA from Botrytis byssoidea, 2229 nucleotides. RefSeq lists its product as uncharacterized. Gene Ontology annotation, molecular function: N,N-dimethylaniline monooxygenase activity; NADP binding; flavin adenine dinucleotide binding. NCBI's taxonomy places the organism in Eukaryota, Fungi, Ascomycota, Leotiomycetes, Helotiales, Sclerotiniaceae. The record is from RefSeq and is a predicted model, not a curated record. The transcript has 3 exons. The coding region runs from base 1 to 2229 and encodes 742 amino acids.
AUGGUGACCGUCGCAAUCAUUGGGGCCGGCCCAGCAGGUCUUGUUGCCGCCAAAACACUCCUCAAGUCAUCUUCCCAAGAUUUCAUCUUCAAAGUCACAGUAUUCGAGCAGGGGACCGACGUUGGGGGUCUCUGGGCUGUAGAAUCAAAUCCCAAUAGAAUCAUCAAUCCUGAAAUGCAUACCAACCUUUCUCAAUUCACCGUCUGUUUUUCUGAUCUUGCCUGGGAUUCGGUGGAAACAGCGUGGCAAGUCCAUCGAUACUUGAAGGAAUAUGCUGCGAGAUACAUUCCACCUGGAACCAUCGCUUUCCAAAACUACGUCAAAAUGAUUGAACAAAUCCAUACUUCUCCAGAGGUGGAGACCAAGAAAUGGAAAAUCACAAGCAUCGCGCUCGAAAAAGGUACACCCAUCGAAAAGAUUGAGAUAUUCGACUAUCUGAUCAUUGCAUCUGGAUUUUUCUCUCAAGCCAGAAAAAUUCCAUUUCCAUGCACCAACCUGAUUUCAAAACAAGAAAACCAGCCAUCUACCAUCCUCCACAGCUCUCAAUACCGUCAAGUUUCCGAUCUCUCACCUACCCAUGCACAACCUUUACCAAGAAAAUUUUUCGUAGUCGGGGGCUCCCAUUCAGGCGCCGAAGUGGCAUCUUUAAUCGCCAUGCACAUAUCCGACGCGCAGUAUUCGCCUUCUGUAACUGGGACUGGGACUGGGACUAGGACUUCCGCGCCAGAAAUCAUACACGUGAUGCCUCAUCCCCUCGUUUCCAUACCGUCAUUCGUCCGCAGCGGAAAUGACAAACUCCCUUCAUUUGCGCAAUUAGAUUCGCGUCUGUACGAUCUCUCUUCGCGACCGGAUGGUCCGAUUUCGUUUACUUUUGGGCUUUCGAAUCCCGAGAAGAGGAAGAAAUUGAGGGAUACGCUUGGGAUGCUUAUGUCAGGGACAGUGAAUGGAGAAAAUGAUGAUGGAUCGAAAAAAAGCGAUGAAAUUGAUUUGGGAGCUCCGUAUGCGGUUGUAGGUGACAAGUAUGCGGAAUUCAUCAGGUCUGCUGCGAUUAAGCAAGUAUUUGGCCGGAUUACUCUGCUUGAACAGCAAUCGCAAAAUACAAAUUUGAUGCUCGCAACCAUCGAAUCACAAUCCGACCAAAUCAAAAUUGAAGACAUCGCAGCCGUCGUAUACGCGACGGGAUUUUCCACCUCUCCCGCGCUGAAUUUCCUCCCAGAAGAGAUUAAAGAGAGUUUAGGCUACAACGCCUCUUAUCCCCGUCUUCCUCUACUUUUGAGUGAAGAUUGUAUGAGCAGCUCUCGAGAUUCUCCGAGUACUUUAGCACUGAUGGGAUUUUUCGACGGUUCAUAUUGGGGAAUCUUGGAGAGUCAAGCGCGCGUGAUUGCGAAGAAAUGGGGGGGACAAACCGAGGGGUUUUCUUCUCCUAUUCAUAAUCAUGAUGGAACAGCCGAGGACAGUUCUUCUAAACUACGCGUCUUUAUGGAAGAAUCAAGGAAUAUGAUGGAGAAAGACCCAUUAUCCGUCCCCCAAAAUUUCUUCAGCCAUUACUCUGGUCUAAUAGAAGAAAUCUCUCGAAAACUCGGGCUUCAGAAAAUAAACCUAUCAUGGGGCGAAAGAGAGGGAAUGGUGAGUCCAGCUCGCUACAUCGAUUCACAGUGCGACGCACUCGAAGCCGAGAAAGCCAUGCGAAAACUGCAAAAAACACUCCAAGAUUCCCGGGAUGGGAAGGCUAUUUUCGCGAAAUCGACUUUCCGUGGGCUCCAAGGGAACUGGAAGGACUUCAAUGCGAAGACUGAAUCUCUUGAAUCAUCCCCCAAGAGCUCGAGCUCGAGCUCGAGCUCAUUCCAUCCCCGCUUCCCAACAGAUACAACUUCAGAUCUCGAGUAUCUCUGUAUCACACAGUGCGAAGAAUCACGCCCUCCCAUCCCUCGAACAAUCUACCGGCUCCGCGAAAGUGCAAACCAAAUCGAGAUAUGGAGUGUAGAUGCGAAAAGCGGAUUAGCAGGCGAUAAAAUACAUUAUAUUCUCGAUUUCAACGACGGGAUUGUCGAGGAACAGACAGAUGGAAAUCGAGUUACUAUUCUAGCGACAGGGGCUCCUGAUGCAGAUUCGAGAUAUAAGAUUGUAUACUCAUUCUGUUUUGCGGGGGUGGGGAUUACAGAAUUUAGGAUUGAGUAUUUGGAUGAGGAGGAUUUUAAGAUUGAUUCUGGGGUUCAUUUUGUGCGAUGA